This is a messenger RNA of Spinacia oleracea (spinach), 707 nucleotides long. RefSeq names its product 40S ribosomal protein S16-like. Gene Ontology annotation, molecular function: RNA binding; structural constituent of ribosome. The record is from RefSeq and is a predicted model, not a curated record. The coding region runs from base 97 to 552 and encodes 151 amino acids. Gene Ontology annotation, cellular component: ribosome; cytosolic small ribosomal subunit. Lineage: Eukaryota; Viridiplantae; Streptophyta; Magnoliopsida; Caryophyllales; Amaranthaceae. The transcript has a single exon. Gene Ontology annotation, biological process: translation; maturation of SSU-rRNA from tricistronic rRNA transcript (SSU-rRNA, 5.8S rRNA, LSU-rRNA).
ACUCCCUCUCCUCCUUCAUUUCACCUGUGCACAAAACCCCGCCUCCAAGAGCGAGACUGAGAGGAGAGAGAAAAUAAGCUUGAAAACCCUCCAACAAUGGCAGCACCAGCAGCCCAAGCCCCAACCACAACCCACGCCGUCCAAUGUUUCGGGCGCAAGAAGACCGCCGUCGCAGUAACCCACUGCAAAACCGGGCGUGGCCUAAUCAAGAUCAACGGCACACCAAUCGAGCUCGUCCAGCCAGAGAUCCUCCGCUAUAAGGUGUUCGAGCCAAUCCUUCUACUCGGCCGUCACAAAUUCAAUGGCGUCGACAUGAGGAUUCGCGUCAAAGGAGGAGGUCACACUUCUCAGAUCUACGCCAUUAGACAAAGUAUUGCUAAGGCUCUAGUUGCUUACUACCAGAAGUUUGUUGACGAGCAGCAGAAGAAGGAAAUCAAGGAUAUUCUCAUCAGGUAUGAUCGUACUUUGCUUGUUGCUGAUCCUCGUCGUUGUGAGCCCAAGAAGUUUGGUGGUCGUGGUGCUCGUUCAAGAUUCCAGAAAUCUUACCGUUAGAACAAUGUUUUGGUAUGGCGAAGCAGAGAGAAAAACCCUAAUUUUGUCUGUUUUUUGUUUGAACUGAAUUCGUAUUUGUUAUGGAAUUGAGCUCUUGUUUUCGCAGUUUAAACCUUAAUUUUGGUUUAGUUAUUAUCGUUGGAUUUUGAUGAGUA